AUGCAACAAUUAAAACUAAAAAGAAAAGAUAUGAAAUUGGAAAGGGGUUUUAGGGUUAGAAAGCUAUGCAUCGCCCUUCUUCCUCCACGACGGCGCCGCUAUAAGCCAAGACCGACCCUCCUCUCUCGCGGCGGCGGAAACCUCUUCACCUUCACCGUCGCGAUUCUUCUCUCAUGUGUUGUUCUUGUUGAAGGAGUAAUGAAGUUGUUGAAUUUUGACAGAACGAGUGCUGUUGAUGAUGAAGAUUGCCAAAGACGAAAGAAUGAGUGUAGGCUGAUUUAUGCAGGUAGGCAGGAGGUACAACAAGUUGACGAAGCAAGGAGUUUAGACACAAAGGUUAGUGAAGAUGAAAGCAAAGCUUUGGCCAUGGAGUUGAUGAAGGUGAAAGCGAAAACAUGGUUGAAGCUUAAAGUUAGGUGA
Molecule: messenger RNA, 420 nt
Organism: Vicia faba (fava bean)
Lineage: Eukaryota; Viridiplantae; Streptophyta; Magnoliopsida; Fabales; Fabaceae
Source: the annotation of a GenBank genome assembly